AUGGACUCUGCUUUGGCUGCUCAGAUACAAGCUGGAAGGAGACUCAAGAAAGCAACUACCAAUGAUCGAAGUGCACCUGCAGUAGUUGGCAAACCAGCUGGAUCAAGUCGUCCCGGCGGUGGACUAGCGAGUGCACCACGACCACCGGGUGCUGGAAGUGCACCUUCUGUUCCAAAGAUUCCAGGCGGUGCUCCAGCAACUUCUAAUAAUUUGGGGACGCCAGCAACGAACAAUGGUCCUCCUCAGCUCGGCGGAUUGUUUGCCGGUGGGAUGCCUACACUCAAAAAGACCAACCACAGCAAACCAGCUCCUCCUCUUGCAGCUGCACCUCCGGUGCCAAAACAUACUGUGAACCCUCCAACCCGAGCACCACCUGUUCCGAAGCAUGCUCCUACUCAGCCCAUACCUUCUCGAGCUCCACCACCACCGCCAGCAUUGUCAUCAUCCACGGGGCCCUCUCGUCCCCCACCACCACCUCCAACAUUUGCUUCAGCACCCACUCGAAAACUGCCACCUACUACUCCAAUAGACACUCCGACUUCUCGAUUCACACCGCCCCAACCAACGAGAUCAUAUACGACAAUCACACCGCCCGUUCGACCUGCCUCGGCGGCUCCUGAGAUUGUACCCCCGGCCCGCCCUCCUCCACCUCCCAUUCGACCCUCACCAGCUCUUCAAACCGCUCCAGCUCCUCCUCCUCCUCCAUCAAUGAAACAACGCGCAGUUUCAAUGGCAAACCUCGUACCUCCACCGCCUCCACCUCGCCCGCCACAGCAGGCUGGUCAAGCUCCACCGCCUUUACCUUCAAGACCUGGAGCCAGGCCAGUUCCGCCGCCACCGCCACCGCGAGGGGGCACCGCUGAUGCCACUCCUGCUCGUAAGGCGCCUCCUCCGCCGCCUCGACCCAACUCAGCGGCGCCGACGCCAAACAUAGCUCGCCCAGCUUCUACACCCCCUAGACGAGCUCCUGCACCACCCCCACCAGUCAACCAACGAGCUCCUUCUCCUCCAAUGCCACCAAAUCGACUCCCUCCGCCUCCUUUGAGGCCUUUACCUCCGCCACAAGCUCCAGAGACCCCCGCGUCUCGCAGACCGGUAUCAGCACAUUUUCCUGAACAGCCUCCACCCCCACCACCACCACCUGGUAUCAGCCCCGCAGCGCGUGCACGGGUAAUGUCUAUGAUGGCCCCGCCACCACCGCCACCACCACCACAAUCAAAAGCCAGUCCAUCUACACCCUCGCCAACAGUCAGGCCAAUGAGUAUGAUCGUACCUAGUGCCAACCGGGAUCCUCCUAGAACCAGACCUGCUAGUCCACCUACUGUUUACUCUACCAAUCCACCACGAAACUUCCCUGAUUCCAGUCAAUUUCCACCACCUAGAGUGUUUAUGAGCGGUAUCGUACAUCAGUAUCCUAGUGCUAAGCCACGUGGAUGUGACUGGGAAAUGAAGGCGGUCUUGGGAUAA
Messenger RNA from Melampsora larici-populina 98AG31, 1467 nucleotides. RefSeq names its product verprolin-related protein. The record is from RefSeq and is a predicted model, not a curated record. Lineage: Eukaryota; Fungi; Basidiomycota; Pucciniomycetes; Pucciniales; Melampsoraceae. The coding region runs from base 1 to 1467 and encodes 488 amino acids. The transcript is spliced from 2 exons.